This is a messenger RNA of Lottia gigantea (owl limpet), 585 nucleotides long. RefSeq lists its product as hypothetical. Lineage: Eukaryota; Metazoa; Mollusca; Gastropoda; Lottiidae. The transcript has 3 exons. The record is from RefSeq and is a predicted model, not a curated record. Bases 1 to 585 code for a protein of 194 amino acids.
AUGAAUAAUCUUUUAUGUUCCGUAUUGUUAUUAGCUGUAACAACACUGAUUCUUAUUGAUGCCGAUUGCUCAACUUAUCCUGCAGUUAAAAAUGCAUAUUUGAACAAAGACGACCAAUGUGAUGAUACUUCAAUUACGUGUAGAAGAUUUUUCAAAAUGAAACAAAUGGCAAAAUGUGAAGAUGGAGAGUGGCAAUAUCAAGAACCAGUGUGUGAACCUCUAGAAUGUGAUUAUGUAUACGUGUAUACAGAGAAAACAUAUGUAAAAAAUAUAAUCAUAGAAGUUAAAAAAAGAACUAAACAAGAAUGCAACGAACGCUGCAAUAACAAUACCCAAUGUACCAGUUCUAUACUAGAUAGUGAUGGAGAGUGUUUUCUAUAUAAAAAACCAAUCGUCGCCACUUUUUAUAAUGUAGAUCAAAGCUAUUGUAUCACGAAAUGUUCAGAGAUGAAUGAAUGUCUACUGUUGAAUUAUAUUAGUCCCAGUAAAGUAUGUUAUUUGUACAACGUAACUCGGGACGACCUAACUGAUAUGGAUAUUUCAAAUUACGAUGGAUAUAUCAUGGCAGAAAAAUUCUGUCAAUAA